AUGGUCGGUGAUACUAUUCCAAAACUCGCGGUUCUUAUCGACGCGGACAAUGCGCGGUUCUCCAUCAUCAAUUUUCUUCUCGCUGAAAUCGCAAAUUACGGCAUAGCUCAUACGAAACGAGCGUAUGGAGACUGGAGCAGUUCCAGUCUCAAGGGCUGGAAAGACGAACUCCUUCAGCAAUCAAUUCAGCCGAUCCAGCAGUUUGCGUAUACCCACGGCAAGAAUGCAACCGACUCAGCUUUGAUCAUAGACGCGAUGGAUCUUCUGUACACCGGCCGCUAUGAUGGGUUUUGCCUUGUCUCCAGCGACAGCGACUUUACCCGGCUAGCCGCUCGUAUCCGCGAGUCAGGACUCGUGGUAUAUGGUUUCGGGGAGCAAAAGACGCCCAAGCCCUUCAUCGCUGCCUGCGAUAAAUUUAUCCACACCGAAAAUCUCGUGCAUCUUGAUGAGCUUGUGCCGCAUGCGGAUAGCACUAUCGCACCUGGGAAUUCUUCGCUAGCUGAGAAAGCUCAGAAUGAUAAACACUUAGCAAGUCGGCUACGAGCAUCGGUAGAAGCUGCAUCAGAUGACGAUGGAUGGGCUAGCCUCUCCCAUGUCGGUGACCUCCUGACCAAAAUAUAUCCAGACUUCGACCCUCGUAGUUACGGGUAUCAUAAACUCAGUGAUUUGAUUGCCGCCUCUUCUUUGUUCGAAACCAGCCGCCGGUCCCUUCCGAAGAACUUGUCUACAGUGAUUUAUGUACGCGAUCGGCGCCGAAAGUCUGAGAGAUGUACUGAAUAA
Aspergillus pseudoviridinutans is the source of this 780-nucleotide messenger RNA. Its product is annotated as NYN domain-containing protein. The transcript has a single exon. NCBI's taxonomy places the organism in Eukaryota, Fungi, Ascomycota, Eurotiomycetes, Eurotiales, Aspergillaceae. The record is from RefSeq and is a predicted model, not a curated record. Gene Ontology annotation, molecular function: RNA nuclease activity. The coding region runs from base 1 to 780 and encodes 259 amino acids.